Messenger RNA from Nannochloropsis gaditana CCMP526, 6324 nucleotides. RefSeq names its product ATP-binding cassette, subfamily C (CFTR/MRP), member 1 (gene ABCC1). The record is from RefSeq and is a predicted model, not a curated record. Gene Ontology annotation, molecular function: ATP binding; protein binding; ATP hydrolysis activity. The transcript has 34 exons. Gene Ontology annotation, biological process: transmembrane transport. The annotation marks the transcript as partial. Gene Ontology annotation, cellular component: membrane.
UGCUUCCCUUCCAGAGAUUCCUCCCUUUUCCCCUCUGCACGCAUCCACCACGCCCCUGCUCUCCUACGCUAUCCUCAUUGUGCCCUGCCUCUCGGCCUUCUCGUCCUCCUAGCCCCAGUACUGUAUAUAAUCACUCUGCGCCAGAAACGCGUGCGCUACGGCUAUCGAUACGAUUCGUUGGAUGUGGGUCGUCAAGCUGUAGCCUGUCUUCUGGCACUGACGCCUCUGGUGCUCACGACGGUGCAGAAACUUCAGGAUAGCGAGGGGAGCGAUGUGAAGCAUGCUCUUGACUCGCUUACGUACCUUUUUUAUUCCUGCAUUGUCGGACCCCGAUCCUCCCUCAUCCCCUCCCUUCUCAAGCCGGGCGCCUGGUGGACGGCCGCAGUCACCGCCGGCGGAGCUUUCCUUUCCAUGCCUCUGACCCACAUGGAGGUUGCCCGGGGCAUGAAAGAGUCCUGGGUCGUGCACGCUUAUUGGACGUUGCAGCUGGUGGUGGGAGUCUUGGCCGUGGUGCCGGCGGCGAACAGUGCCUACGCUGCUCAAUCCAUCCGUCUGGCCGAGGCCAACGUCUUCGUUCGCGCCAUUUUUUCGACACUGGGGGGCGUCCUCUCGGUCUUGUUUAACGCCGAUCGGCGUCGGACAUUCAUUUCUGCCAACGCGGACGGGGUGGACGCGGCCAUGUAUCGCCAACCCUUACUCCUGGAAGAGAAAGAGGAGGGAGGGAGGGAGGGAGAGGAGGAAGGGGCACAGGGGGGGCCCCGACGGUUGCCCCCACCGCUACCGGAGACGGAGGCGGGUCUAUUCUCUCUCUGCAGCUUUUCCUGGCUGAAUCCGAUCUUGUCGACUGGGUAUAAGCGGCCGCUCACCCAUGAAGACUUGUACCAGCUGCAUCCUAAGGAGACUGCCGACGUGAUAUGCGGACGUUUGGAGGAGAACUGGGAGGACGAACAGUUGCAUCGUCGGAAACCCUCCCUGGCCCGGGCUCUUCGUAGGAGCUUCGGGUGGACUUUCUUCAUCGCGGCCCUCUACAAGUUUGCCUACGAUUCGUUGCUCUUUGUCGGCCCCCUCCUCCUCAAGCAACUCAUAAUCUAUCUCGGCAGCGAUGACCCUGUCUACGUCGGAUUCGAAUAUUUGGGCCUCCUCUUUGUUGCCGGCGGGUACCACGGUGGUAAGCAAGCCUGGUCCCCCGAAGCGGAGCCUGGAGGCGAAAAGCACGGGGGAGAUCACGAAUUUGAUGGCCGUAGACGCGCAGAGACUCCAGGACCUCAUGAGCUAUUUCUCGACCCUGGUUUUGAAGCGUCAUCCCUAAUCCCGGUUCCUUCGAUGUUGCCCUUGCACUUGCCCAUGGUCGCUCUCCUCCCCCCUCCCUUCCUAUAUGAUUCCAUUCCUGGCUCCCGUCCUCGGCAGUGGUCUGCUCCCUACCAAUGCUCUCUGGCCCUCUUCCUCCUGUACCGGGAGCUGGGGGUGGCGAUCGUGGGAGGCUUGGGGGUCAUGCUCAUCUCCAUUCCCAUCUCCGCAUUUGUGGCUCGCCGCACGCGCGAGAUCCAGCGAAAAGUCAUGGCGGUGAAGGACGAGCGAAUAAAGGUCCAAGACGGGCGGGAGAGAGGGGAAGGGAGAGGGAGGAAGGGAAGGAGGGAGGGCAUAAGGUCAGAUUGGAGGCUUUCGCCUUAUCCUGCAGCUUUCUACAUUUUCUCGCAACAUUUCUAUCAGGUCACGAAUGAAGUUCUCUCUGGAAUCAAAAUCAUCAAAUUAUACGCGUGGGAGCGGUCCUUUCAGAUGGGCCACGAGCUCACUUCCUCCACCGCUUUUACCUCCAUUGCGCUAUUCAACAUUUUACGCUUCCCUUUGGCCAUGUUUCCUCAAAUGCUUUCCUCCACUGCGGAAGCCCUCCUCUCCUUGGAACGCAUAGCACGCUUUUUGGAGACACCGGAAGUCGAUCCUUUGCCCUCCUUGGGCCCUGCGCGACCGGUUGGUCCCCCCGUGGUCUUGGAGGACGUGACGCUGUCCUGGGGCCACGGGAAGGAGACGGAGACGCUUACAUUCCUCCGCGACUUGAGGUUCACGGUGCCCGCCGGGACUUUAACGGUCAUAUUUGGGGCCACGGGAGCAGGGAAGAGUGGCCUCCUCCUCGCUUUGAUCGGUGACUUGACCCCUUCUAAAGGGACUUUGCGCGUACACGGCUCCAUUGCCUACGUAGCUCAGACAGCUUGGAUUCAAAACGAGACGGUCAGAGAGAACAUCCUCUUCGGAAAAGCGUACGACCAAGGCUGGUACACGCGUGUAGUCGAGGCCUGCGCCCUCCUUCCUGACCUGGCCAUUCUCCCCGCAGGAGACCAGACGGAAAUCGGAGAGAAAGGCAUCAACCUUUCAGGGGGUCAGAAGGCCCGUAUCGCCUUGGCUCGGGCGCUUUACCAGCAGUGUGAAGUCUACGUGCUCGACGACUGCCUCGCAGCGGUCGACUCAGAGGUGGCCAAGCAUAUCCUGGAUAAUUGCAUCUGUGGCCUCCUGCGUGAGAAGACCGUGCUGCUGGCGACGCAUAACCUUCACACGCUGGAGAGGGCUGACCAGCUCCUGCUCUUGGAGGGACAGCGGAUGGCCUUCAAGUUUAGACGCAGGACCCUCUCCAGCCUUUUCUCUACCCAAGCUGACCUUGACCCCUCCAUCCAUUCCUCUUCCUCCUCCCUCCCUCUCCCCGUCGUGCGGCUGCAGGGCACUUACACGGAGUUUGCCCGGACGGGCCAUACGUUCGUCGAGUUGACAAGAGGGGUGGGAGGGGGAAGCAGCAGCAACCUUUUGAACAUGAAGGCGGUGGCUGAGGGGGAGUCUGGGAAGGAGGACAGGGUGGAGGGGAAAGAGGCGAAGAUCGAACAAGCGGCGCAGCAGCAGAAGAAGGAGACAGACGCGGAGGGAGGAAAGGAGGAAGCGAUGAAGAAGAAACGGCUCGAUUCCGGGAAACUGGUGGAGAAAGAGGCGGUGGGCCGCGGGUCUGUGGGCACGAAGAUCUACAGGGCCUACAUCCGAUGCGCGGGCGGCAUUGGCGUCUUCCUUCUCGCCCUUGCCUUUUUAUGGGCCGGUCAAGCCUUGCAGAUCGGCAGCAACUUCUGGCUCUCGAUCUGGAGCGACGAGAGUUUAGAGGCCGAGCACGGACUGAGCAUCUACGCGAUCCUGUGCAGCCUCUCUGCGGUGGUGAUUGUCUUCACGCUCCUUUCAUUCACGUUGGCAGGGAUGCGGGCCGCGCGCGUGUUCCACGAGGGGAUCUUGGGGUGUUUGAUGAGGGCGCCCAUGGUAGGAAGGGAGGGGGAGAGAUGCUCAUAUUUGACGAGAGAAAUGAAAAAGGAGGAGAAGGGGGUGUUUCCAACGAUUGAUUUCUACUUAUCUCGCGCAUCCAUCCCAUUCUGUCUCUCCCCUUCACCCUCUCUUUCUACCGAUGCGCAGGCAUUCUUUGACACCACACCCUUGGGCCGCAUUCUUAAUCGCUUCUCGAAAGACACCUACACGGUGGACGAGACUCUGAUGCCCUCCAUCUACAUGUACCUCCAGUGCAUGACCGGCGUCUUGGGGACCAUCAUCGUGAUUGCGACGGUCAACGGCUGGUUUCUUCCGGCCGUGGUUCCGCCAUUUAUGCUCUACUACUUCGCGCAAAAUUACUACGUGCCGUCUUCACGUGAACUGAAGCGGUUGGAUUCUGUCUCGCGUUCUCCAAUUUUCUCACAUUUCGGGGCUUCUUUGGAGGGGACAAGCACCAUUCGCGCCUUCCGAGCGCAGUUCAUGUUCAUCAAAGAUAAUGAGAAGAGGGUUGAUUAUAAUUUGCAGGCUUAUUACAUGUACAUCUCCUCAAAUCGAUGGCUGGCGAUGCGGCUCGAGUUUGUGGGCGCCUGCAUCGUCUCUCUGGCUGGCAUUUUCUCCAUUCUGGGCAGGGACCACGGUGUGACGGCUGGCAAGGGUGGUCUCUCGAUUUCCUACGCGCUUUCUAUAACACAGACCCUGAACUGGAUGGUGCGCAUGACCAGCGAGGUGGAGACGAACAUCGUCGCCGUGGAACGCAUCCAGGAAUACAGUGAGGUCCCUUCCGAAGCCCCUGCAUUGAUCGAAGGGAAGCGCCCCCCCCCGGGAUGGCCCCAAGCAGGGAAGGUUGCCAUCAAGAACCUGUGUUUGUCGUACAGGCCAGGCUUGCCCUUGGUGUUACGGAACCUCUCUUUGGACAUCAAUCCUGGCGAGCGCAUUGGCAUUGUCGGACGUACUGGUGCUGGAAAGUCCUCGCUCCUUCUCGCCCUCCUUCGACUCGUGGAGGCGGAGAGCGGUUCCAUCGAAGUGGACGGUCUCAACACGCGAGAAAUGGGAACCGAAGACCUUCGUAGCCGAUUCAGUAUCAUCCCCCAGGACCCUGUCCUCUUCACGGGUUCCGUGCGUUUCAAUUUGGACCCGUUCGACCAGUACUCCGAUAAUGACAUCUGGAGGGCCUUGGAGCGUGCGCAUUUGGCUGCUCAAGUACGCCGCCUGCCUCAGGGCCUUUUGUCCGAGGUGGAGGAGGGAGGGAAGAACUUUAGCCUUGGCGAGCGACAACUUCUCUGUAUGGCGCGGGCACUGCUGAGGCAUUCCCGUGUACUUCUCCUUGACGAGGCAACGAGUGCUGUGGACGCAGAGACGGACCGCCUGAUUCAAGAAACUAUCAGGACUCAAUUCAGAGGUGCCACACUCCUUACCAUUGCUCACCGGAUUUUUACCCUGGUGGAUUACGAUCGAAUCGCUGUGUUGGAUGCCGGAACAGUUGUUGAAUUCGAUACACCACUGGGCCUAUUCCUCUCUUUGCUGUCCCGCAAGCCAAGCCGGGAGGAGCUAGUCCGAAAAGGGGACCUUCCCGCCCUCACCAAGCUUUUGCGGAAGCAAGGUGUUGAUAAUACACUGAAUGCUCCGCUGGAUCAUGAAGGCAACACUCCUCUCAUCUUGGCGGCCCGUAAGGGGUCAUUUAAAGUAGUGCAGUGGCUGUUAGCGCAGGAGGGGUUGAACAUGAACGCUCGUAAUAGGUUUGGCUGGACAGCCCUGUAUGAAGCGGCAGGCACGGGGCAUCGCCAUAUCCUCGAUCGCCUAGUGCAGGCCGGGGCGGACCCUACGAUUCCAGCCACGUCUUGGCCGCGGCACACUCCUUCCCAAAUGGCCCGGCAAAUGGGGUGGAAUGCCUGUGUGGACGUGCUGGUCAAGGCGGAGAAAAUGUGGGCGGAGCGGAAGAAGGAAGACAGGGAGACAGACCGGGAGGAAACGAAGGAGGAGGAAGUCAUGGGUUUGUCGGAGCACCCCGCGCUUUCCGGGACGGUGGGAGGGGACGAGAAGACCACGGCGGAGCUCUCUUCUUCGACGGGCACCAAGCUAGCCGCUCCAGGAACAAGAAUGGGAAAGGAGGUUGCAGCCCGAUCUCUUCCUUCCUCCACGACCAGACCAGUCUCCGAAUCCGGAGGAAGCACCGAAAAACCCGAUUCGAGCACUGCGGGCCCCUCCUCCCCCCCGUCCUCCCCGUCUUCCUUUACAUUUUCCUCCUCGUCUUCAUCCCCUCUCUCCUCCGGUGUCGCCCGGCUGGCGGGCCCGACUGGCGUUGCUUCAUCCAAAACCUCUUCGAACCAUGUGGAAGCUACACAGACCCUCUCUCCUGCGCCUCCGACCACGCCGUCGAAGAAAACGGAUCUCCCGGCCUGCCUCCGGUGGCAGGUGGAAGAGGGAGUGGGAGAGGGCGGGCACGAAGGUCGAUGGGGGGCCUGGGAGGAAGCGGAGGAAGAUUGGUUGGAAGUGCAUCCGGCAGUGUUCUCGAAACGAGGGCCACGGGUGGGACGUCGACGCCGAGAAGGGGGAGGGGCGGGGUCUUGGGUCCUCGGGUGCUUGAGGAGAAACAAGACGUUGAUGAAUCUAGCGACGGGAAGGACGGGCGAGAGGAUAAAGGCUCGUGCCGGGUCGAGGCGGAACCCGCGAUGGGUAGUGCAGAAAGAGUGAGGAGGAAAUGCAGGAUACGAGCGGUACAGAAGCGGCGAGACAAUGUCGGGGACGAUAGUGUGGAAUCACCAGAAUGCAAGAAUUGUAGCGAGUAUUAGCGAGAGUUCGAUUCUGGGAAGUCGCUCAAAUGUUCGAGACUGGCCUAGCAAAUAUUAUAAGAUCCGAGGAAAACCCAGCUUGCUGUCUGUACACGGCGGCACACGUUGGGAGGCUUUGUGCGUGCGGCCUCUUCAAUAUUCUUGCUAUGUACAUGAAGAAUAAAUAGAGGUUGAUGCAUCGACACAACGCAAAAUGGAGAGGAAAGUAAAUUAUUAUAAAAAGAGAAUAAACGAGAUACAGAAUGUG